UCAUAUCCUUGCCGUCUAUAAUGGGCUCAACGAAGCUCCAAACAAUUCAUAUCGAUCGUUUGUACGACUAGUAUGUCUUCUGACGAGCAGUGGUCCCAUUCCUAUGAUAAUUUGAUCGUACAAGGUAUAACCUAUGGUAAAACUAAAGACCACAUUGUUUGGUGCACGACUCCCUCCAGACUCGAACCACUUUGAAGUAGCAAACUCGAUAGUUGUAUCAUAACAUUGAUAUGAAAUUUAAUUCAGUAACAAGCACCUGUGAAUGUUGUAAACGAACUGCGACGUUGUGAACAGCUCUUUAAUCGCGCAACAUUUCAGAAUGAAUUUUACAAUGAUAUUGUUCAUGAAUGAUAGCAAAUAACGUGAAACAUGUGCGGGGAUGUGCGCAGAAUUCGCUACAUUUAAAAUGUCAAAUUUUGUAAACAAACUAGUGCAUUGGCAGAUUCUUCAUAAGAAAUAAGGAAAUUAAGCAGUAAAUUUGAGAAUAAAGUCAUUUUGGUUCGAAAAUUCGAAUCGCACCUUACCUAGUGCUCAUAUACCUGUGUGUUCAGCGGUUGCCAUAGCUAUUACAAACAACCGAGAACAUUAUUUCACAACUUAUAAGGAAUGUGUGCUGUACUUGUGACUAAAGCUUCCUGUGUAUUACAUUCAGAACAUUCAACAGUGUCUUUUAACUACAAAAUUAAGAAAAUAUUUUGAUGCUUCGAUGCUUGAGUGUAAAACUUUUGGUUUCAAUAUUUUUUCACUGAAUACAUUUCGUUGUUAAUUCAAAAUUGAUAAUUUUGUUUGUAAGUUCGUUUACAUAAUUGAAAACUGGUAUCGUUACGAUACGAUUGAACAAUUUAUUAUCGCAUCAAUAAUCAUCACUGUGAUGACUAAGCCAGCAAAUGUGUGACAGUCGUUCGAAAUGCAGCGAAAAGUAUCUGAAAAUUCCAGUUUAAUGGACUGCGACUGGAUACCGAACCUGUUGCUGGCAACAAACAAUUUUAACGGACAAACUUUGAUUGAAUGGAAUGCGGUGGAGUCAAGAACCGAUUUUGGCUUUAUGUCGUCAAUUUAUGUGGCCCAAAUGAUUACAAGCGAUGGUGAAAUUGAAUAUCGUCACGAUCUGAUCAUCAAGGUGAUGAAGGGCAGCGAAGAAUUUAGACAGUACUCCCAGUCGUAUGUGCAAUUCCAAAAUGAAAUCUUUUUCUACGACAAAUUGUUCCCACAUUUCCACGCGUAUCUCCUCAACAAAGCUAGUGUUAUCAACCUAAAUCAUUGGUUGCCGAAGACUUAUUUGAGCAUCAGACAGAUCGACGAAACAGUUCUGGUGCAAGAAAAUAUACAAAAAAUUGGUUUCGACGUAGAACAAACUCUGUACCUGACCGAAGAUCAUCUAAAUCUAAUGAUUGAAUGCCUUGCACAAUUUCAUGCCGUUUCACUUGCUCAGAAAAUUGAAAAUGAAAAAGAAUUUUUACAUCUGUUGGACGACAUUCAGCCGCUCUGUUUUGAACAACCGAAUUGUUUGCCAAGUUUGUACGAUGUUUUGCAUGAAAUAUCCACCACCAGACUGUUCGAUUUCGUAUUCGGCCACGGUGGUCACGAUGAUAAAUUUCUUCAGGAUAUGCAUCGGCUGAAAGAAGUCAUCGGCGAUAAGCCUGUAAAAUUGUUGGAUCGCUUCCGGGAAAUCGAUGAUUUUGCGGUUAUCGUUCAUGGAGACUAUCAUCGGAAUAAUGUUCUGUUCAAGAAAGUUAACAAUAAUUGUGUGGCUGAUAUGAAAAUGAUCGACUUUCAGCAAAUACGGUACGGUAGCCCGUGCUUAGAUUUAUCAUUCUUUAUGUACCUCAACGUAAGUGCCGAUUUACGAGAUUCCUCAUGGGACAAAAUGCUCCAGAAGUAUCAUCAGCAACUUGUUAAGCAUGUAGCCGGGAUACUCCAUAUUUCUACCAAUGAUCCUACGCUUACUUGUUACAGUUAUGAUAAGUUUCUUCAACAUUACCGACGAUACUUCCUAUACGGAGCUUUAAUUUCGGCCAGCUUCACACCCUGGCUACUAACAAACAAAUCGGAAACGGAAAAGGUUGUCAGUUUGUUUCAAACGGAUAUGUUCGAUCAAAAAUACCGUCAAUUUGCGCUUGUUGUCGGUGGAGAGGCAGCGAAUAAACGAGUUUUGGACAAUAUGAUUCAUGCGAGUAGACAGGGAUACAUGGAAAUGCUAUACGAUUGUUGAGAGCUGUUUAAAGUGACAAUCUUUGAUUUAUCCAUUUUAUGGUUCCAUUGAUAUUGAAUAAAUAAAAAUCUAUUGCGUGU
This is a messenger RNA of Bradysia coprophila, 2292 nucleotides long. RefSeq lists its product as uncharacterized. The record is from RefSeq and is a predicted model, not a curated record. Lineage: Eukaryota; Metazoa; Arthropoda; Insecta; Diptera; Sciaridae.